Loa loa (African eye worm) is the source of this 1729-nucleotide messenger RNA. RefSeq names its product coiled-coil domain-containing protein 6. The coding region runs from base 101 to 1729 and encodes 542 amino acids. The record is from RefSeq and is a predicted model, not a curated record. The transcript has 16 exons. NCBI's taxonomy places the organism in Eukaryota, Metazoa, Nematoda, Chromadorea, Rhabditida, Onchocercidae.
CGAUUUUUGGAGGGGUUGGGGUGAAUUGUUGCCCGAGGAAGGGCAAGUUUUCAAGUGUUACGCUACGUGUACUUGUAUGGACUAGUUCGAGACAUCAAGAAUGUCUGGCAGCACGGGUCUAACAAAUGGUCAGUCAUUCAAGUUGCAGUCUACUAUGUGCGCGGAGCGCACAUCUCUUAAUUCAGAUGGUUCACGUGACAAGCAUGCUCGUUGUCAAAAAGCUGGUCGUGAAGAUUCUGAACUUGCUAAAGUAACCGCAAAACUUUCGCCGCAGCUGCCUUCUUCACUGGAAGUUGUGACAGUUGAUGUGAUCUCCGACCAGGAAUUGAUCUCUCUUUAUGAAGAACGCAUUCCUCGUUCUUCUGUAAAAUACGAUGAUGUGUUGAGGAAAGCGGUCUUUCUUCUGAGAGAAAAAACUCGCGUUGAGGAAGAAAUUUCGGGUUUGCGUGCUCGCAAUGAAUCGCUACAGCAGUUGAAUAAAACUAUUAGGGAAAAAAGCGUUCGCUUGCACGCAAAGGCUGAACAGGAGGAAGAAUUUAUAUCCAACAUGUUGCUGAAGCGCAUUCAGAAACUGAAGAAUGAUAAGGAGGCUUUGGCUUUAAAGUAUGAACAGGAGGAGGAAUUUCUAACAAACGACUUAACACGCAAGCUUUCUCAAUUACAAAAUGAGCGAGAUGAGUUGGCUGGACAGGUUGAAGCGGAGCAGAGUUGGGUCGUCGAUACACUGCUCGUAAAAAUUCGUAAACUAGAGGCGGAAAUUAGUGCAAAUCACACGGCACUCGAGCAACUGCGUCGCGAAAAAGUCGAUCUUGAAAAUGCGCUUGAGCAUGAACAAGAAUCUCUAUUCAACACUCUGGGUAAACGGAUGGAUCAGUUGGAGGCUGAAAAAAGACGUAUGCAGGCUCGCUUGGAUCAGGCCAGUUUGUCGGAAGAUCAUUCGCCAUCCUCCUUGGCUAAUGAAUUUCCUUCUCACGAGAUGAAUGAUACUGGAGAACGUCGUUCGACAAGAGCUGAAACAGAAGCUCGUAAACUGCGUGAAGAAUGCAGUCGCCAGCGCAGCGUUAUCGCCAGUCUCAAGGGAACAAUCUCCAAUUUGCAGCAACAAAUGAGUGCACAGGAAACAAAAUAUGUUGCUGAUUUGCUGGCCAUUCGUGAAAAGUCAGCUGAGUCGCGUGCGAAUAAUCGUCGCGCACGUAUGGCCUUGGAAACUGAUUUGGCACGUUGUCUUGAAACCUGUCGUGCAUUCGCUGCUUCUGAAACAGCACGUGAGAGCGAUGAGGACAAUUGUAUGGCGGCACUUCUUAACCGAAUGUCGGUUCCGAAAAGCAUGACACCAACCCCCACUUAUCCUGCAGAAACUUCUCCAAGUGCUAUGGCAGUUCCGAAUACCGAUGUUGGUCUAUCCCCUUGGCACAGUGAACGUGUCUCAUCCGGACGUUCUGGAUCGCAGGGCGAGAGAAUGGAAGAGGGUUCAGAGACAGCAGAUGUAGAUGGUGAUGUGAACAUGGAUGCAAGCUUCUUCAUUAGUGAACGUCUUUCUCCUCGUAAUGAGGAUGGAGAGCGUUUUAAUGAGGAGUCGACGAAGACAUCAUCGGCAUGUCCCGGUUCGAUUUCAUCAGUUUCAAAUGAAGAUUCGAAUGAAUCAGCGGAAUUGGCGAAUAUAGGUCUUGGUCAAUUUGCACGUCCAGCCCUCCCUCCAACUCGUUCACCUAUUGCCAAAAGAGACUGA